Molecule: messenger RNA, 2839 nt
Organism: Artibeus jamaicensis (Jamaican fruit-eating bat)
Lineage: Eukaryota; Metazoa; Chordata; Mammalia; Chiroptera; Phyllostomidae
Gene: DLGAP5
Product: DLG associated protein 5
Exons: 19
Coding region: 124-2601 (825 amino acids)
Biological process (GO): kinetochore assembly; chromosome segregation; regulation of mitotic cell cycle
Cellular component (GO): nucleus; spindle pole centrosome; cytoplasm
Molecular function (GO): microtubule binding
Source: RefSeq, a predicted model, not a curated record
UUGAAUUUAGUUCAGGCUCCGCUUGUGGGCGGUCCCGUUCUAGAGGCAGCAGUGGGCUUCCAGGCCGAGAGAGUUCCUUCGCUUUUCGUGUGGUUGAGGUUUCACGCCAGAAGCGGCCUCAGGAUGUCUUCAUCACGUUUUGCCAGUCGACACAGAAAGGAUAUGAGUACUGAUAUGAUUAGAACUAAAAUUGCUCAUAGGAAAUCACUGUCUCAGAAAGAACACAGACAUAAGGAAUAUGAACGAAAUAGACAUUUUGGUUUGAAAGAUGUCAACAUUCCAACCUCAGAUGGUAGACUACUUCUUGAAUUAGAUGAGACAUUUCAAGAGCUUGUUCCAGAAAAGGCCAGUGUCAAGCCAAAGUCAUUGAGAACUCUUCAGUGUGAUCAACGGAAACAAAUGCUCCAGAAAUACAAAGAAGAAAAACAACUUCAAAAAUUGAAAGAGCAAAGAGAGAAAGCUAAACGAGGAGUGUUUAAAGUGGGUCUUUAUAGACCUGAGAAGCCUUCAUUUCUUUUUUCCCACCAAAAUGCUAUGAAAGCUGAGCCAAUGAAGGCUGUUCCAUCUUUUGUACGGAUGACAAGGUCAAAGGCCAAGGAACAAAUGGAGCUGACUAAGGUUGCUAAUGGGAAUGAUGUUCGAGCAUCGCGACCCGGUCAAAGACAAACUUCUGAAAAGAAACUGUUGGACAAAGAGAAAAAAGCUGAACAACCUGAAAUGCCCGCAUCAGUGAGAGUGACUCGAUCAGCUACCCUAGCAGCAAAGCAGAUAGCCAGGCCCAUCUCAUCCACUACAACAAGAAAGCCAGUGACAAGAGCUACUGAUGAUAAUGAAACAGAAAGGAAGGCAACAAAUGAAGGAAGAUCUGCCCAAAGCAUAGAAACUAAACCUGACAAGGUCAUUCCUUUUCAAGUUGAUAGUGAAGAAAAUAAUUUGGAUUCGCAAAGCAGUGCAACAAAUGAUGGAAUUUUAUCAAAAAUGGAAAACUUACCUAAGACAAACACUGCAAAAACAAAAGGAAAGAAUUCCUUCGCACCUAAAGAUUUUAUAUUUCAGCCACUAGAUGGUCUGAAGACCUAUCAGGUUACACCCAUGACUCCCCGAAGUGCCGAGGCCUUCUUGACACCCCGUUACACCUGGACUCCUGUACAAGCAGAAGUUGGCAAGAUUCAAGAUGCAACACAAGAAACAUUGGCACAAAAAUGUGAAAUUUACUCUGCCAAGGCAGUACAUCAAGAUUCAAAAUUACAAUACCCUCAGGAUUCUCUAACAGUUUGGAAUAAAGAAAAUGUCUUAAAUAAAAAUGAAACUACUAUUAAAAAUUCAAGUGGCCUUCCAAUGAAAGAAAUCCCAUCACUUGAAAUAAGUGAAGGUCAGAUAUCUCAGCCACAGCAUGAUGUGCCAUAUUUCAGAAAUAUUCUUCAGUCAGAAACUGAGAAAUUAACUUCUCAGUGCCUGGAGUGGGACAGGAAGCUUAAUUUGGACAUUCCAGAUGAUGCUAAAGAACUUAUUCUCACAGCAGUUGGUCAAACAAGACUCCUUAUGAAAGAAAGGUUCAAACAGUUCGAAGGACUAGUGGAUGAUUGUGAACAUAAACGGGGUGCAAAGGAGAUUACCUGUACAGAUCUGGAUGGAUUUUGGGAUAUGGUUAGUUUUCAGAUAGAAGAUGUAAACCAAAAAUUCAACAAUCUGACCAAACUUGAGGAAUCUGGGUGGCAAAGUAACAAUAAUACAAGCAAAAAGGUGUUUCGGAAAAAAGUUGUCUCGGGUACAGCAAGCAAACCAAAACAGGAUGAUGGUGGAAGAAUUGCAGCUAGAAAUCGCCUUGCUGCCAUAAAACAUGCAAUGAGAGAGAGAAUUAAGCAGGAAGAACAUGCUGAAGCAGCAGGCUCUGUGGUACCAAAGGAAGUUGAUAAAAUUGUGUUUGAUGCUGGAUUUUUCAGAGUUGAAAGUCCUGUUAAAUCGUUUUCAGGACAUUCUCUCUCUUCUGAACGUCUUUCCCAAAGACUUUGGACACCCAAGUCUGUCAGCAAAGCCAUGUCUGACAGCGGGGCUGAUGCGGGCCGUCUGCGCCCACCAGCAGCAGCCCGUGAGCCCGAGGGUGCCGCAAGGGAACAUGCUGGUGAGACGACUCUGCUUUCCAACAUUCCUGAAAACAGGAGCAGCAUAGUAGAAGAUGCUCAGUGUCCUAGAUUACAAGAUUUAACUGAAGGAAACCAUGAUGUAAGUAAGAUAAACUUUGAGAUGGAUUGUUCACCCAGUGAAAGAAUGAGUUUGCCUCUACCUGCUGGUGAAGUGGUCGUCAUAAAUUCUUCAGUAACAACACAGGAUGUUUGGAUGAGUAGCCCUGAAAAAAAUAUACCACCACAAAAUAACAUCUCACAGGAAGAAGAGAUAAAAAUUUCCCAGUCAGUACUAUUUGAUAAAAAUCUUACUUCUGAAUGCCAACCUAUUGAUUCACCAGGCCUCGACUGCAGUAACCCAUUCACUCCCGUGGGGAGGAGACGUCGAGAACAGGCCAAACACAUUUCCUUCGGUGGUAACCUGAUUACCUUCUCACCUCUGAGGCCCCUCAGUGGAGAACAACCAGAAGAAUUUUGAAUUUAAAAAUAAUUCCAAACAUUUUCCUUCGUGUUAUUAAUGCUGUGGUAUAUUCUUAGAAUACCAGAAGGAUGAAGACUUUGUAUUUUUGUCCACUUCUAUUCAAUCCAUUUAUAUAGUGUCAUGGAAUGUUUUAAUAUUCAGUGUUCAUCAAAGUGUGUUUUGGAUGUGGUGCCGUUUCUCAAGGGAAGUGGGGAUAUUUUGUACAAUAGCCAUGCAGAAUAAAAAGUGUACCAUG